This is a messenger RNA of Parasteatoda tepidariorum (common house spider), 4030 nucleotides long. Its product is annotated as cubilin-like. Gene Ontology annotation, cellular component: plasma membrane. NCBI's taxonomy places the organism in Eukaryota, Metazoa, Arthropoda, Arachnida, Araneae, Theridiidae. The record is from RefSeq and is a predicted model, not a curated record. Gene Ontology annotation, molecular function: protein binding.
GGAAUGUGUAUGCCAUCAUGGCCGCCGGUUGUACAGAGCCUUGGAAGAUAGCUCCACUGCAUAAAUGAAGGAGAGAUUAAAAGAGGAGAAAGAUUCGGUAUCUGAAAACAGACUUUUCAUCCUGGUGUUCCCCAUCUUCUACCUUGUAUGUCUCCCAAAGUCACGAAGGCGUUCCUUAAUCUAGAUUAUAUUAAAUACCAUGGGCUGGAGAUUUACCAAAAGACCACUGUUUGCAAGAUUUCGCCCGGCUUAGAAAAGAACCGUGAAAAGCAGGAGCUAUUGUGGGGGAUCCCGCAAUGGCACCUUGCAACCACGAUGAAGUGGAACCUGCUAGUGCUGCUACCUGCUGUGUUCUUGCGGUCAUUUUUCUGGCAGUCUUGCUUCCUCACCUCGUGGCUUUGGUGAGCGGUUCGUCAAGUGUGAGUGAUCCCGCAGCAGCACAAACCCUCCCUUCACCCACUGCGCGGACCCCAAAAUGCGACCGCAUGUUUAUCAGCAAUCCAGAAGGACCGAAAAAUGGCACCUUCACUUCUCCAGACAUGUCUAUUCCUGAAGGUCACUCGCGGCAGUGUAUCUACACAUUCAUCGCAAGCGAAAACGAAAGGGUUCGGGUCACUUUUGGAAGAUUCAACCUCCGAGGAGCCAGUCCUGAGUGCAAUCAUGAAUAUAUUGACCUGUACGCGGAGAUUGAGGACGCGAGCAUGGAGCUGAUCCGAACACCUUUCGGAGGACGAUAUUGCGGUAGAUACCGGCCGCGGAACCGCAUCUCUAUGUAUAAAACUUUAGUUGUUGCCUUCUACACAGAUGAACGUCACGUGACUUCGGAAGCCUUUGAAGGCUUCUAUGAAUUCAUCAAUGCCUCUCAAUACGUUUUGGGGACGCCAUCUCCCGAUUCCGUCUGCAGUUUUACAGUAUUUAGCGACAAGCAACAAACGGGAGAAUUCAAAUCCCCUACUUAUCCAGGAGCUUAUCCGAAAAACCUCGAUUGCUUUUAUCGCUUCCUGGGAAAGAAAAAUGAACGAGUCCGUCUGGAGUUCAUGGAUUUCGAUCUCGUUUUCGGAGGUGCACAUUGUCCUUUCGAUUAUGUCAAAGUUUACGAUGGUAUAACGACGGAAGAUCCACUCAUAGGAACAUACUGUGGACAACAGAGGAAUUUAGUCAUCUAUUCGUCUGCUGAGAAUGUUUCGGUGCAAUUUAUCACUCUUCAAAGAACAGCUGAGAGUGAGAAUCGAGGAUUCUCCGGACAUUUCGAAUUCAAUAACAGCUUCGUCAGUCUAGAAUUUAUUGGGCAAAAUGAUGGAGAACACAUUCGUGGAACUGAGUGCGACCAAAAGAUUCUGAGUAAAAAGGAAUCCUCUGGAAACGUGUAUUCUCCGAAUUAUCCAUAUCCUUAUAAUUAUCCUAGUCUUUGCAAAUACUAUAUUUAUGGACUUCAAGACAACCAAGAUUUAGAAAGGGUCAGGCUCGAAUUCGAAAAAUUUGGAAUUCCGAAAAAAGAUGCAGACUGUACUGAUGGAGGUUUCUUGAGAAUUUACUUACAAGGCCAAGAGGAACGGCAAGCAUUGGACGAAUUCGAUCUAAAUCUAUGUGGUUCAGAAACAGAUUUACCACCCACCGUUAUAUCAGAAGGUCCACGUUUAGCCAUGAUCUUUAGUAGUGGACAAUCAACGGGUCAAGGAUUUAAAGCAAGAUACAUUUUUGAAACAGACUACAAGGUUCCAGGCACCCCUUUUCCUGACGGUACGUGUCACUUUACAUACCUCAGUACAAGUGCACUGAAAGGAGAAUUUAAUUCACCAAGAUAUCCCGCCAACUAUCCAUCAAAUACAAGUUGUCAAUAUAUCUUUCAAGGGGAGCCUGGUACACAGAUAAAAAUUGUUUUCAACUAUUUCAGAACUAAAACAAGUGAUACUGCCAGCACUGGAUAUAAUGAUGAUUGUACAGAAGAUUGGCUGGAAAUUUACGAAGUUUAUCCAAAUGACCGUGAAAACAAGAUUGGACGCUAUUGCACUAGAUCCACUCCAGGGCCUAUUGUGUCUGACAAGGAAGCGCAUACCAUGAAAGUAGUACUUCACACCGAUGCUCAAGGUGUGGCCAGUGGUUUCAUCGCGACAUACAACUUUAUAACUCCCGACAAAAAAUUUGAUGAAUGUGGAUUCAACAGCAGUGAGGGACAGACCUAUGGAAUAAUAACGAGUCCAGGUUUUCCAGAAAGAUAUAAGGAUAGAAGACAAGUCUGUCACUGGUAUAUAAGUGUCAGACCGAGCUCCAAAAUAUUACUUUUAUUCUCAUUCUUUCGUCUUGAAGGAGACCCCACGGAGAGAGGCUGCCCUGGUGCUGUUGUGAGAGUGUGGAAAAAUCUAAGUCAGCCACCCUCUGAAAUGUGUGGCAUGGAUGCUUCAAACGGUACUCUUGAAAUCUUAUCCACAUCGAGCAUACUAAAGCUUUCUUUUGCAACAGCAGAAAAAGCAAUUGGAGCGGAAGGUUUUAAAGCUGUAUGGACAGAAAUCACAGAAACUGAAGACUGCGAUCAGUUAAAGUGUCGAGACAGCGGAUAUUGUAUUGCAGGCAAUUUAAGAUGCAAUAAAGAACCCAAUUGUGGGUGGAGUGACAGAAGUGACGAAGAAGAAUGCGAAAAAUUACCAACUGUCAACGUAUAUCUCAUCGUAGGCCUAACAAUGGGAAUUGCGUUUACUAUAUUUUUGACCAUCUGUUUGUUUUGCCAUCGAAAGCGGAAAAGACGGCGGCACCAUCACCAUCAUCCUCAUCAGUUUCCACCACCGCCCUUUCAGCCGAGGCAAAAAAGAAGUCCCACAUUCGAUCCUCGGGAUUUCGGACCCAUGAAUUUCGUAAGCAUCGAUACCGUCUGACAAUCGGAGAAUAUCGGAGACCCUAUGAAAUAUAUCGACACCUUACCACCUCCUGAAGACAGGUGGUCAACUUUUGACUAAAUCUGAGAUUUUUAGAAGAAAAAUGAAGUUCUGCAAGGAAAUCCCCAACCGUUGAAGAAAUAUGCUCAGAUACAAAUUUUUAAAAGAAGUCUCUGACAUUAGAAGAAUCAUUUUAAUCAAUUUAUCGCAUAGAAAUGACAAGUGUAACUAGAGAAAAAUUGGUUCUUUUAGUGCUGAUUCACUGCCUAUAAAAAGUGCCAUAGAAUGGUAUCUUCUACUUAAGAUGACAAAGAUGUGUACGUGUUUGCCUGUGGCACAUGAAAAGUGCCAUGGAAUGAUAUCGUUUACUUAAGAUGACGAAAGAGGAUUUGCGUUUGCCAGUGGCAUAAAACUGUGAAAGUUGUCUUCGUUAAAAAGAAAACUAGUGUUAUUAAUAGUUUUUUAAGUUGUUUGAUUGAUCAUUAACUAUUAUUAAUAGAAUUUAAAUACUUAUUCUAAUUAGUAAAAAAUUUAGGAGUUGAAAUAUGUUGAGAAAAUACUUUUGAAUAUUCACCAUUAAGUUUGACUUCAUUACUACGUAGAUAAAAUCCUAAUUUAACUAAUGUUGUCAACAAUUUAGAUUUGGGAUAUUUGGUUGGCAAUUUAUAUGGUUACCAAAAUUUAAACGUUCAUCUAAAGCAACAAGACGAAAUAAGAUUUAAUAAUUUAAGCUAAAAUGCCUAGCAGUUUAAUUUGGCUAAAUUAUUGCCUAAAUAACUGUUUAACUAUUGACAGAUCAAUUCAUACAUAAUUGAUUGAUCAUUAGCUAUUAUAACUAAAUUUUAAACAUUAUUUUUCCUUAACAAAAAAAUAAAAGUGUUAGGAUUUAAGGUUAAAUUAUUAUUGAGAUACUUAAUAUUGAGAUAAUGACAAUUUAAUUUGUAAAGUGCAGUUUGUAUAUUGAAUAUUUUUAAAAAUAUUUAAAAUAUUUUAGUUAUAACUUUCUCAUUGCAUUAAAACGCUUGAUGAAUAACACACGUAUGAUUCGCUUCACUGACUAUAAAGAUAUAAAUUAUGUUCAUUUGUAAAAUUAUUCUAUGUGAGAAAUAUUACGCUAAAGGAAAAUGUUUAAAUUUAAUAACUUUAUUUUACUUACACGU